Striga asiatica is the source of this 555-nucleotide messenger RNA. The record is from the annotation of a GenBank genome assembly. Lineage: Eukaryota; Viridiplantae; Streptophyta; Magnoliopsida; Lamiales; Orobanchaceae.
AUGUAUACCUUCUCCUUUAAGCUUGCUCCAAGCUGCUUCGAGUCCACUGCGGGACCCACGGCGGACGAGUUUCCAGCUGAGAGGGAGAAACUCCGGCAAGAGGAGCUCCUGGGUAUUGUCGAGCUUGCGAGGGGCAUUUUUGGGAUUCGAAUAGAGGAGGAAGAGCGAGGGAAAUGGCGGGAAGCAACGGCCGAGAAUUGGGCGGAGGACGCCAUUGGAGCUCGCACGCCCCACAAUACCAUGAUCUUUAUUCACCUCCAUGUCUCGACUCUAUCCGUACACGAGCUCACGCGCCUCAGGACACUCUUUUCCUUAUUUUCCAUUUCCUUACUCUCUUUUCCUUUGCCAGCCACGCGUUGUGCCCCGUAUUUCCUCAACCCUUUCUUCCUAGCGUCUUUUCCGAUAUUACCCCUCCGCCUAAUCGACGGCCGGGCUUUUCCGCUCCCCACGGCAGGGGCAUUUUCGGCAUCAAUGUUCUCGAUCGAGCUCAAAAAUUCGUGGGCCAGACUCGACGCCGCCGGUUCUUCGGGCCUGUCGAUUUCGCCCUCCUCGUAA